AUGUCUCACAACAUUGCAGCCAGGGAAGGUGGUUGGUUGCUCAGCCAAAGGGGGCGCUGCCGCUGCAUCGUCGAUCCAGUCCCCCGGGACGCUAAGGCAAGAGAGCCAACAUCUUGGUUCACCUUGACUGCCUCAGUCGCUCCUCUCCUCACACCAUCGUCAAACCUGUCGGAUCUGCCCGUAAAAUGGGGUAUUAGCAAGCAAGACGUCGACGUCGGAGAGCAAGACCUGUACACGAAAUCUAAAGAUGGCCGCUUCUCUUGUCAACUGGAGAAUUCGCGAUUUUUCGGCCUUCUCAUAACAAGCGCGAUUAGUUCAAUUCUAGUUGUAGCGGAGCAACAAAAUUGGGUGUUAUCUCCAUCUCUAUACAACUUCGUGGACAACAACAGAGCUUCGACCCAAAUUGUUGUACAGUUGCUUUCAAAUGCUUUUGCGUUCUUUCAGGUCACUAUGUUGUGCACGUUGGUCAAUCGAGCCACGAGACUGCGCUUCAACCGGACUAAAGCUUCAUUGAACAACCUUCAAUUUUGGUCCCAUCUGUGCACACCGAGCAUAAUUUGGCGUCUGCCUCUCGAAUAUCUACUACCUCUCUUGUUGUUCAUGGGCAUAACGGUGAUUCCCUCUACGCUUUGGGCAGGUGCUUUGUCAUUGGUUACUCUCUUCAAGACUCGCACAUUCGGUAUUAUGAUUCCUUCAUACGAUAAUACGUCACUCAUACAUGAGUAUCCUUCUGAGUCUGAGAACGCGGCCCAGGUUUCAGAGGCCAGAAAUUCAAAAGGGGUAUUUUCUUAUAAUGUCGGCGUCACAAUGGAAGGCGCUCUUCUAUCCACAGCAUCCUCUGCCACGACUGUGGAUAGAAGCCCACGAAAACAUGUCAAGCUUGACAAUUCAGGUCUCGCCUAUAUCGGUACACUACCGAAUAGCAACGGCGUGGGAGAACGCUCGACAUAUAUCGGCCGUGAUGACGCACCAUCCAUCGUUGCUACUGGAGUAGCUGCGGCCCAAGCAAAUGUGUUCGGUCGACUACAUCCCAACACUGUUCAAUAUCACCUUCGAUGUCAAAGCAAAACAUAUCACUGUUCUUCCAGUAUCAAGCAGCUAAAAUAUGAACUUAGAAGGCAAUCUUGCCCAUGCCUCGACCCACCAAUUGGAGCUCAUCUCAAACGACCAAACAAAUCUUUUCAGUCGCUGUUGGGGGACUCUUUCAUGAGCAGCAUUAAGAACUACAACAUCUCGCAAGGCAAUUCCAGUACCCCACUGACGGAAGCAACAUUCACUCCUGCCCGAGGCACAUAUUCCGUCUCCGCGAUGCUGGAUGACAUUCUCGUUGGCGCGCAACCCAUGGUUGGGAACCAGUCGACGGUAACAGAAGCGGUGGUCACCAGUAUGGAACUUAAAAUUGGACAGAGAGUUUACAUCUAUGCUGUGUUUGCUUUUAAUUUGGUGGUUGUGAUAAUAGCGUUCGAAGAGGCGAUUAGGACGAUGUUUUGGAGGGAAUUGGGGAAAUGGAAUUACAUGGACAUUGAGGCUGUGAUUAUGAGUAGUUGGAACGGCAGCAGAAACAUUGCAGAGACUUUCAGUAAUAAAGCGCUGGAGAAUGGGAAGGAGGGAUGA
Messenger RNA from Hyaloscypha bicolor E, 1614 nucleotides. RefSeq lists its product as uncharacterized. NCBI's taxonomy places the organism in Eukaryota, Fungi, Ascomycota, Leotiomycetes, Helotiales, Hyaloscyphaceae. The record is from RefSeq and is a predicted model, not a curated record. The transcript has 5 exons. The coding region runs from base 1 to 1614 and encodes 537 amino acids.